Messenger RNA from Phodopus roborovskii (desert hamster), 384 nucleotides. Its product is annotated as mucin-like protein 2. The record is from RefSeq and is a predicted model, not a curated record. Lineage: Eukaryota; Metazoa; Chordata; Mammalia; Rodentia; Cricetidae. The transcript is spliced from 4 exons. Bases 16 to 384 code for a protein of 122 amino acids.
CCUCUACUUGUCACCAUGAAGCUUCUGGUAUUCCUUGUGUUGCUGGGUGUCUCCACUAUCCUGGUCUCUUGCCAGGACGCAGACACCGCUGACACUUCUGACACUGCUGCAUCUGAAGAAACCAGCAACUCUGAAUCUGGGACACAAGAUGAGUCUGCUAGUGCCGAGCAAGACAGUGAGUCUGCUGGUGAAGCUGAGUCCAGUGACGAGGCCGCCGAUCAAAGCCAGGAAGAUGAGGAAGCGAGCAGUGAUGAAGAGGAAAAAACAGAAGACAGUGAGGAAACACCUGAAGAUAAACCAAGCAAUCUAAAAGAUGGACUCUAUGUCUGCAACUUUGAAGACUUUGUCUUUGCUUUUGACUUGCUGAUCACAGUGAAUAAAUGA